AUGCUGUAACUAUGCCUCAGGGUGCCCUUGCAACUUUGCUUUGCAACCUAAUGACUUUAUAGAUCCCUCUGGUUGAUUGGUCUCUUUUUAAUCAUCUGUUCUUCAUAAUGGCUGGUGAAAACAGAUAGAAUACACACACACACACACUGAGAUGUGUGUCAUGAAGUCCCUAAAACAACAGGACAACACAGACUUGGGAUAUGUAAAUAUGGGACUGCAGCCAAUGUGUCAUUAUACAAAUGAACAGAGCGACGUGAUGUCCUUAUGUUUCCUCCCUUUUGAACGACAUUAACACAUUUUACGAUGUUAUUAAAAUAGUUUGGGGGCAAAAUUAAAAACAUUAACACACAUGUAUCUUCUGUCACCUGCCAUAACAUCAUUAUUUUUUACUUGUAUCAGCCAGAAACUGAUAAGAUGUGACUCAUCAAGAAAGAAUACGUUACGGUGACGUGUCCCCGCCUGUUUACGAUUAGAAAUCUAAACUCGUAAUAAUAUACCGUAAAUCCAAUUAUUUACCCUGGAUAGUCGUGACAGGGGUUUUGCCCACUGUUUCAUUUUAGUGCUCAGUGUGGUUCACCAUAGCGUACGUAUGACAAAUGCGUAAAGACAAAUGUAAUACAUCAUUUGUAGACGUCUUGUGCGUUUACGCGUAAAUUGGGCGUUGACAUGUCAGGUCAUUAAAGAUGCUAACUAACUUAACCUACGGAUCAGAGAUGAAAGAUAACAUAAUUCCUUACCUGCGGCUGAAGUUUGCAGAGAAGACCUGGAAUGACACUUUUCAGCAUGUUCGCAAAUGCAUGGAAAGAUCCAGAGAUGAAUCCACUCCCUGUGAGCCUCUGGUUAGAUCCCUGGAAAGACUCCAGGAGGAGUUUACUGUGCCGUCCAUAAAUACAACCCUGUCUCGUCUUGAGAUCAUGGCCAAACAACAAGGAAUUGGCUUCCAUGUCACUGAGUCCACAUGCUACCUCACUGCUGACCUGUUUUACCUGGAGGUGGUGUUAGAGGCUUGUGGUGGAGUGAAGGAGGUAAAGUUGGCCCCACAAGGAGCCCCCCCCACUAUCAGUGAGCCACUCCUGCAGCUACUGAGGUUCAAAAACUUUGCUGGUUUCUCCAGGAAAUUAGCAGGCCUCUGUGCCCAGUACAACAUCCCUGGAGACAAUGACAUUAAGUUAAAACUCUUAAAAUCUCUACAAUACCUGAGGAAGGACUUGGAGCAAAUUUCACAUCUGUCAAGGCCACCAACAGACUGUGAACCAACAAAAGACCUGAUUAACAAGGGGAGAGUUGGCCUCGUGAUAGCUGGAAAAGAAGAUCGCCCUCUGACCAUUCAGUUCUUCAUCACAUCACCUGACGAUGAUGCCAAAACACAUGACGAGAAGCCGGUGAUCCAGGAAGCCCAGGUGACCGUGUGGGCCAGCGCCGUGUGCCACCAGCUACAGAUGUCGUCUGUCAUCCCUCAGCCUCCACAGCUGGAUCCUCAGGGUUCUCCAGUGUCCCUGCCACUGGACCAGGUGCAACACGAGGCGCUGCCGGCAUGUUUCCUCCUCAGACUGCAGCCUCCUGUUGUGAUGAAGGCGUCCUUUGUGAAGAAACUGAGUCUGAUCACAGAUGUAUCAGUACCCGAAGAUGACCUGCAGUGGGCGCCAUUACCCAGUCUUCUAGCGAGAGGGUCAUUGAGUGAAGAUGGCCACAAGGAGACUUUAGAGCGGGACAUAGUUUGCACCUCAUUUCCUGGUGACCUGAGACACCGUUACGUUCUCCCUGGAGCUGCCUGGGAUUCACCUGCACAGACGGCAGCAGCGGUGGACGGCGUUCCCUUCACACACCCUGCCCACAUCCCUGCUCUGCUGGAGCUGCUGCGCCAUCAGUGUGUCAUUAACACCCUGCUGAGGAGCUGCAUCAGCUCCAACAGAACCGCUGCAGUUGGUGACCUGCACUUUGAGGUCCUGCCAGAGUCGGACACCAGCUUCUCCGUGACCUUCAACCCUCCUGAGGCUGAUUCUCUGGCUGUUUUGCUGGUCCAUGUCUCAGGUUCUCAUCAGAUCUCCUGCAGCUUGUUUGGAGCAGGUACAGGAGACGUGAACUUGGAUCAGUACGUCACCACGAUCCUGACAGAGAACUUGUCCAUCCCUGUGACCUUGAGGACAUUAUACACCAGGCUCAGGGAGCUCACUGCCGCCCCACUCUCUCUAAGCCACUCUGCCAACACUCAGUCUGAAAACCAGCCCCCGGCUCCCUCCACCCCCCCUGUGAUGGACACCAACAGCUCCACAGUGCCUUUACCCCAGACUGCAGCUGUGACGGACGACAGCUCCGCCGUUGGUGGCUCGGCCUGCUUCACCAUGUCUGUCGCCAGCGCUGAGCUUCUGCCUGAAAAUAAAACCAGUCCUGUGAGUGUGUGUGUGAUGGUCAACUCUGAGCUGACCUAACACCUGACACCUUAUUGUGAUGCCAGUGUAUUGUGUUCAUGUGUGUUAAUUUUAGAUUUAAAUAAAUGCUGUUUACUUCAAAAAAAAAAAAAAAAAAAAAGCUUAUCACAGUGUCUGGAAAAGCAGUCGUCUGUGAAUUAUGAAGAUGCUGAGUAACCAACCGGGUUUGGUUUCUUUUCUUACUAUGCAUUCCAGAGUAGCAGGGAUGGCUGCCUGAAAGGGUUUGGGGUUUGGCUUUUGACCUCUCUCUCAGAACGCCAAGAUCACAGUUAGCUUGUGGCCUUGUGAGUUAAUCAGAGAUUGUAAACAGAGCUUUUUAUAGUGAAGAUAAAAACAAAAAAUCAUCACAUUUACAGAGAACAAAACUACGUUUGAAGAUAUUACAAAAACUCUGACACACCUUUCUCUUCUUACUGGAUCUACUCUUGGAGAAAAACCUAAACUGGUUUGAAGCCUGGGUUUCUUAAAUCUACAACAAGGUUCUUGCCAUAAACCAACCUUUCAGUUGAGGCUCCUUCACCAAAUUAUCGCCUCCUCAACGGUCUUUAAACCAAAUUCAGCAACAGGGCUGAGGAGACCCAGUCAUCCAUUUGUGGUCUAUGUCUCACUCUUGGGUCCAGGACGACAGUUGAGUGUGAUGUAGCUAUACAUCACGCUCCCUGUUCGCUACACCUGAUUGGCAUGAAGAAUCAUUCAACAGUUACUUCAUCGCCUCAAUUUUCAGACUCUGAGGAUUGGAAAUGUUCCCAGACUCGGGGUUUCUGACCCCUACACUUGGCUUCAAGACCACCACUGUUUAGAAAGUCCUUUUAUUGAAUGUUACCAACAGAUCGUCUGCAAAGAGGAAGAUAUUUUCCUAACCCCAAAGCUAACAGCCUGUGCUUCUUACUACCUGUAUCUAAACAUUCUGUCUACAAAGAGGACAUAAACAGGCAGCUGCGGAGUCCAAACCUUGUUGCCAACAGUUUUUACAUGGACUGGUUGUCAUCCAGCCAAGUUUUCUCUUAAUAAUGUGUGUCGGCCACAUUUACCAGAACCUCAAAUUAUUCUUCCCACUCCUCGGUGCAGGUCAACAGAGUUUCCUUCCGCUUCAUAAACUUUUUUCACAAUAAUGAGAUGACAUUUGCCGUGAAGGGACCUGAAUACCUCUGUGAAAUGGAAACUCUGCAAUUACAAAUCUUCUGGACACCCCUCUGCACACUUUUGCUUUUCCUGGGCUGCUGCCAAGGUGGCGACCAAUAUAGCGCAAAUACCAGCGGAGUGUAUAUCAUUAAAUCUUUGCCGUUUAAUUCAGACGAGCCAGAGUUUGCCGUCAUCACGCCAUAAAGUCAUAAUUUAAAUAUAACUUUCCAUAUGUCUGUGUGAACCUGCUGCAACAGGACUGUAUUUUAGAAUAUUAACUGUCAACAGCUGACAACUGCUUUUGUCCAGCGUUUGGUCAUAGAUAUCCAAUUACCUAUUUAAGGGCUUAUUAUAGAGAAAUAGUCCGACAAGUGUGGUCCGACUGGACUGUAUGGUCCCAGCCCACUUUAUUAGUUUUCUUCUACAAGAGCCACUUAGCAACUAAGUGAUUCUUUAAGAGCAGAUGUUAACUUUCACCUUUUUCACGUACAUUGGUUCAUUACAUCACUUGUUUUUGUUCCAUAAUUAUUACAGAGAUUAAUUAAAUGAGCUGCAAUGCUGCCAUCUAGUGCCUUUCACUUUA
Cynoglossus semilaevis (tongue sole) is the source of this 4134-nucleotide messenger RNA. RefSeq names its product mediator complex subunit 1-like (gene med1l). Bases 684 to 2429 code for a protein of 581 amino acids. The transcript has 17 exons. The record is from RefSeq and is a predicted model, not a curated record. NCBI's taxonomy places the organism in Eukaryota, Metazoa, Chordata, Actinopteri, Pleuronectiformes, Cynoglossidae. Gene Ontology annotation, molecular function: nuclear retinoic acid receptor binding; transcription coregulator activity; nuclear thyroid hormone receptor binding. Gene Ontology annotation, cellular component: mediator complex. Gene Ontology annotation, biological process: cellular response to thyroid hormone stimulus; regulation of transcription by RNA polymerase II.